AUGGUAUAUACACGAUAUUUCCUAGGUCAUUUUGGCCUGUACCAAGCAUCGACAUGGGGUUUAGCAUUACUCCCUAUUCUCUCUUUGGGUUUCCAAGCCCCAUACCCCGAACAGCACCAAGUUUCGCCCAGCGUCGACGGGGAUUUGACAGAGUUCUUUCAACUCUAUAAACCCCCUUUGGUUCCUCUAUCUGAUACCUCUAGCCCACACGACGACUUUAGUGGUGAAGCGUGUUCUUCGACAAUUUUACAACAUGAGUUCAUAAAUUCUUACGGACAACCUGCUGUUGCUCAGUACUCCCCUCCUCCUCCAUCCUGCGAAUGGAAUACGGUCUAUUUUCAUCUUUACACUACUAGCAAAGGCCGACAGUAUGAUCGCCUUGCUUUCUUAUUUUUCGAUGAUACGGAGCUCUGGCGAACGAGUACCGCCGAGCCAAUCCCGAACGGCAUAUCCUUUCAGUAUACCAAAGAUGUAACACCUUUCAGCACGCUACUGAGGGCAAAUGGAACGAUCAUUUUUGAUAUGGGAAACAUGGUCACCGACAUCCUUACAGGUACUUUCGCUGUAACUCUGACAGCUCACUAUUUUAAGCUGGACCUUCCGCCCCACCAAAAAGUGGCCGACGUCGUUGUACCCAUUUCUAGAAUGCAAGGGUCAAAUGGACAGCCAAGUCACUUUGUUCUGCCUAACGAUGUUGCAGGAAGGAGUUUCUCUGUUCCUAAGAAUGUGAAGACUGCAAAGCUCUCCAUUAUAGCUAGUGGAAAUGCCGAAGAGGAGUUCUGGUACACAAAUGUACCGGAUGGGCUUGUCAAUUCUUUCCCUAAUAAUACCCUGUUGGGUCAUUCGCCCUACAGGGAGGUACAAGUGUAUGUAGACAGGAUCAUGGUUGAUGCUAUUGUUCCAGUGCCUACCAUCUACACAGGGGGUAUCAAUCCAGGUCUUUGGAAACCUAUUGUGUGCCCCCACGCCUACGAUCUAUGGGAGGCUGAAAUCGACAUUACUCUGUUCGUCGCCGGGAAGGCGAAUUCAGUCAUCGAAUUUAGGGUGGAAGGGCUCACCAGUGCCGGAGGCCGCCCGGAAAUCGGCGGAGGCAUCGGCCAGAACUGGUAUGUCAGCGGAACAACUUUCUUUUGGACGGACCCCCAGGCACCAAAAAUAGACCCCUCUGAGUAUUCUGUAGAGAUAUUUGCCGCGGUUGGUGUCGACUGGGCGGCUGAUGGCGAUGGCGUUGACCAACUGGUAAACUAUCGAACAUCAGUUCACCGCAGAACAGUAAUAUCUCGAGAUUUCCCAGAUGGGCGUUUGUGGUGGGAACGAUUUCAACGAUACGAAGUGGAGGGGAUUCUUUCAGCCAGUGGAAAUAAUCAGACGCUCCAAGCCAAUACUCAGGCUUUCGAAAGCUUUCAGACCCAGAAGGAGAAGAGAGAUUCCCCGAGUCCUCGGAAUAUAGAAGAAAACGGAUGGACACCGCUCCGAAAAUUGGUGUUCUCCUUACGCAUGGACCAAGCCUUCGUCCCAUAUCCUGAUAAAAGCUUCUUCUUACACGGCAGAGUUAAUAGCUUGUAUUUGAACCGUGGCCCAGAAUCGACGCUGCUCACAGACAGGUCUACCUUUUUCCUUAACGAAUUCCCCAGGAAGGAGCUUGGUGUCAACGAGUAUACCGAUCGCAGAUUUCUUGAUGAUGAGGCUUCCUAUUUCUCUGCGGCGACAGGAAGCAAUAAAACCAGUUGGAUUAAUGGCGCUUCUAACCAAGGAUAUAGCUACGAAAUUGGCGAUGGCUCAUUUACCACCGAGAGAACCGUCAAAAAGUACAAUAGAGAAAUGCGCAGCGUGUAUGCGCGCGUAACCAGUGAUAUUCAAAGCAUAAACGGCAUUCCAGUAAAACAGUCUAUCCCUGACCAAGUAUCAUCAAACAACAGAGGGUUAUUCGCGGUGGAAGUUGAAGAGGAGGAGCUCAUUUGUGCCCGCCUGCCGCACGGAAGAGGCAAAAGCAUUUUCCCUGCUGAAAAUUCCGGCCUUGUUUAA
Orbilia oligospora ATCC 24927 is the source of this 2025-nucleotide messenger RNA. RefSeq lists its product as uncharacterized. The record is from RefSeq and is a predicted model, not a curated record. NCBI's taxonomy places the organism in Eukaryota, Fungi, Ascomycota, Orbiliomycetes, Orbiliales, Orbiliaceae. The transcript is spliced from 2 exons. Bases 1 to 2025 code for a protein of 674 amino acids.